Molecule: messenger RNA, 1467 nt
Organism: Durusdinium trenchii
Lineage: Eukaryota; Dinophyceae; Suessiales; Symbiodiniaceae
Source: the annotation of a GenBank genome assembly
AUGGCGUGGGAUGCCUUUCUGCCCAGUUUGUCCUCGAUUGCUGCGCGCUGCGCGGGCCGUUUGGUGAGUCACCACUGGGCGCAGCUGGACGAAUGCUUGAGCGAGACAUGGGCAGAGGCCCUUGCAGCUGAAUGUUUGCUUUUGGAGGAGGCCCAGUUGCUGAGCCCUCACACCUUCGAGUUUGCGGCGGAGGGUGGUCGCGUGCAGUAUCAACACCCUGGACGGAGGUUUGUGGAUUUGGAGGCUCCCCGCGUGACACCGGCAGUGGCCGCACGCGCCCCGGGCCUCGCCCACUUCGCUGCUGUGGCCGCAGGAAGCUUCACACGGCGGCUGCAGGAGGCGGCGCCCAGCCUACAGCUGCGGCCAGAGGUGCAGGUGAAGCUUCAACUCACCUGUGGGAGCUCGGGCUGCGCCCCGUGCCACUACGACACCUCGGAGACGGCGCCAGGGCGCCAGGUGACCUGGCUCUUGUACCCGGGCGACUGGAAAGAGGAGUAUGGAGCUGAGCUGGUGUUACAGCCAUUCUUGGACUCGGAGGUGAAGAUUUCUCCCCUCUUCAAUCGUGGCAUCCUCUUUCUCUCGGACCGGCUCUUGCACUACACCUUGCCACCCACCCGUGAGGGUGCCACAUUUGGACGCUGGCUGUUGACGAUUUGGCUGGAGGGCGACUCUGUGGAUGCUCCUUUGGGCCAGCGCUGGCCACCACUGCUGCAGCGGACACUGGCGCCAGCCAUUUACUCCAAGGUGUUCCUGAGUUCGUUGGAAAGAAGCAUGCCGCCAGGUCCUGCAUUGGAUGCCUUGAAAGCUGCCCAGGAGGAGGAGAUCACCUCCCUAGAGUCCGAUGAAACCUUUGGAGAAAUGCUUCCGGACCUCAGGGAGGCAGCGCUGGACGCCAUCGCAUCCAAUCGGAAGCGGAAGAGCUCCGGCAUGGGUAAAGAGGUGCUCAUGAAACUGGAGCUUUUGGAGGCACAAGAUCUUUGCCUCGCCACGUUGGAGGGCCACGAACGACUGGAGUAUGCCAAAGGGCGGAAAGACGCCGGAGGCAGAUACUUCAAGCGUGGGUGGUUUCAAGCAGCCCUGGAGAGAUAUAGCCUGACAGCGGAGAUGCUGACGCACAGAGAUGACAUCAAGGACAACUCCUUGUGGUCUCAAGCGCAAGAGGUCAAAUCGGCCUGCGAGCUAAAUGCAGCUGCGUGCUUGCUCAAGCUCGAGAAGUGGCGAGAUGUCGAGGCCGUUUGCAAUGCCAUCUUGCGCACCAACCCGGCCAACGAGAAGGCGCUCUUCCGCCGGGGAAAGGCGCUGCUGGCGCUGGGCGAGGCAGACCGCGCGGAGAAGGAUCUGAAGAAGGUCUUGGAGGUCAACGCUGGGAACAGUGAGGCCAAGCACCUUUUGCAGCAGGCUCGGAAGGAGAGCAAAGGCACGAAACGUGAGCGGAAUGUGUAUGCUGCGAUGCUGCAGUCUGAGUGA